Messenger RNA from Aspergillus affinis, 1695 nucleotides. RefSeq lists its product as uncharacterized. NCBI's taxonomy places the organism in Eukaryota, Fungi, Ascomycota, Eurotiomycetes, Eurotiales, Aspergillaceae. The coding region runs from base 1 to 1695 and encodes 564 amino acids. The transcript has a single exon. The record is from RefSeq and is a predicted model, not a curated record.
AUGGUGUCUACUACCUCAUUCCGCAGACUCCCAUUUCAUCGCGCUGAAACUGUCCAGAUGCGCGAUCGCAUCGAACGGGUUACAGAGGAUCUGAAAGAAAUUCAAACCAUUCUGUCGAUAGGUAUAUCUUCGAAGCGAACGCGAAGAUUAAGAGAAUACAUAACCACCGAACUGGGAUCGCUUAGUGAGCAACCAUUCGAUCUCUAUUACCAAGAAGAAAAAGUCGACUAUCUUCUUCUCAAAAAUUAUCUGGAACGACAGCUCCGCGACCUUGAAUUGAAUGUGGAACGGGACGAGAAAGCGACACCCCUACUGCCGUUUGCUGCAGCAUUGGUCGAAUUAUGCGAGGCACGGGAGAAUGUGGUACCAAUGAUACCAAAGGAUGUUGCUGGCAUAUUGUUUCGGACGCAGAAGGAUGUCGCCACCGUUAUAGGCACGGUAGAAUAUACCCCGGAGAAAAUAAGCAUCAACAAGUCGAGCGCCUUCCGGGCGGCAAAGACCGUCGAUGACCUGCGCGAACAUCUUUGCGAGUGGUUUGACUUUUACAAAGGCUACGACCCCUUGUUUGACUGGUGGGUGGCCAGUCCCUAUAGUGAGAUUGACGACUCUUUGACACGACUGUCAUCGGCGAUCCGUGAGAAGCUCGUUGGUAUCAAACCUGGCGAUGAGGACGUUAUCGUGGGGGAGCCAAUCUACCGCGAGGGAUUGCUCGCCGAGUUGAAAGCGGAAAUGAUCCCUUACACGCCAGAAGAGAUCAUCGCGAUCGGAGAGAAGGAGUUUGAAUGGUGUAUUAAAGAACUGAAGAAAGCAGCGCAGAGUAUGGGAUUCAAAGAUGACUGGAAAAAGGCACUGGAGGAAGUCAAGAAUGAUUACGUCGAUCCAGGGCAGCAGACACAAUUGGUUAAAAAGCUAGCGCACGAAGCAAUCUCCUUCGUCGAGGAACUUGGCCUGAUCACCGUGCCUCAGAUCGCGAAAGAGACGUGGCAGAUGUUCAUGAUGUCGCCGGAGCGACAGAAAGUGAAUCCCUUCUUCCUGGGAGGGUCAUCGAUCAUCGUGUCUUAUCCGACGGAAACUAUGGACCAUGAGGCUAAGCUGAUGAGUAUGCGUGGAAACAACAUCCACUUUGCUCGCGCGACUGUCUUUCAUGAACUGAUCCCCGGCCAUCGCCUGCAAUUCUACAUGAACGCGCGGCAUCGACCGUACCGGCAACUGUUCGACACUCCAUUCUGGAUUGAAGGGUGGUCAUUGUAUUGGGAAAUGAUUCUGUGGGAUGACGAUCGGUUCGCAAAGACACCGCAGAACCGCAUUGGAAUGCUUUUCUGGCGGUUGCAUAGAUGCGCCCGGAUCGUCUUCUCAAUCAACUUCCAUCUCGGGCGUAUGACAGCGCAGGAGUGUAUUGAUAUGCUUGUCGAUCAGGUUGGGCACGAACGAGCCACGGCGGAAGGUGAGGUAAGAAGGUCACUGGCGGGCGAUUACUCGCCGUUAUAUCAGGCUGGCUACAUGCUAGGAGCCUUGCAAAUUUAUGCGCUGCGAAAGGAAGUGGUCGAGGGCGAGGGAGGUUUCAUUCGGGAGGUGGAUUUCCAUGAUCGGUUUUUGAAGGAGAACCGCAUGCCUAUCGAGCUGAUGCGCGCGUUAAUUUCUGAGAGCCCAUUAUCCAGGGACUACACUCCGUCCUGGAGGUUUUAUCGGGUAUAG